This is a messenger RNA of Coffea eugenioides, 671 nucleotides long. RefSeq names its product 60S ribosomal protein L27a-3-like. Gene Ontology annotation, biological process: translation. Gene Ontology annotation, cellular component: ribosome; cytosolic large ribosomal subunit. The record is from RefSeq and is a predicted model, not a curated record. The transcript has a single exon. Gene Ontology annotation, molecular function: structural constituent of ribosome. Bases 49 to 501 code for a protein of 150 amino acids. NCBI's taxonomy places the organism in Eukaryota, Viridiplantae, Streptophyta, Magnoliopsida, Gentianales, Rubiaceae.
AACCCUAACUCUUCCUGCCUUUCCCCCGCCGCCGUCCACCUGCCAACAAUGACGACUCGAUUCAAGAAGACCAGGAAGAGCAGGGGCCACGUGAGCGCCGGCCACGGCCGUAUCGGGAAACACCGCAAACACCCAGGAGGACGAGGAAACGCCGGAGGAAUGCACCACCAUCGAAUCCUCUUCGACAAAUACCACCCUGGAUACUUCGGCAAGGUCGGAAUGAGGUAUUUUCACAAGCUCCGUAAUAAAUUCCAUUGUCCGAUCGUCAACAUCGAUAAGCUCUGGUCACUUGUCCCAUCCGACCUGAAAGAAAAAGCGGUCUCCGAGGGUAAAUCAGGAAAUGCGCCUCUGAUUGACGUCACCCAGUUUGGCUAUUUUAAGGUUUUGGGUAAAGGAGUCUUGCCGGAGAAUCAACCUGUGGUAGUUAAGGCUAAGCUUGUUUCUAAGACUGCUGAGAAGAAAAUUAAGGAGGCCGGUGGUGCUGUAUUGCUUACUGCUUAGAUUGAUUUAAAUCUCGAUUUAGUUUAAGUUUUGGAUACUAAUUUUGGGUUUAGAUAAAUGUUGGAAUACUUUGAGGAUUCGAAUUUUGUUCUGUUGAAUUGCUUAUCUGGAUACUGUUACUAUUAUGGUCUAAAUUUGGUUAAUCCCACAUUUUGCACUUUUUACAUUAA